This is a messenger RNA of Dama dama (fallow deer), 1271 nucleotides long. It is a transcript of the gene CCDC28A, whose product is annotated as coiled-coil domain containing 28A. Lineage: Eukaryota; Metazoa; Chordata; Mammalia; Artiodactyla; Cervidae. The coding region runs from base 200 to 754 and encodes 184 amino acids. The transcript is spliced from 6 exons. The record is from RefSeq and is a predicted model, not a curated record.
ACGUCACUUCCGUAAACAAAGAGCGCUGUGGAGGCGCGAGGUCCGGGGUGUGACCCCGGCUCGAGCUGCAGCGGUAGCAUCGGCGGCUGCGGCGGUGGCUUCAGAGGCCCCGGGGUCUUUGCAGGGUGGAGAGAACCGCGAUCCCCUUUCUCCUCAGGUCAUAAGAAGCUGGCCUGGGUGCAAUAAGGAACUUAAAACAAUGGAGGAGCGCAAAGUGAAGAGGAGAAGUCCUAAGUCUUUUAGUGCCCACUCUACUCAGGUUGUUAAUACCAAAAAAAAUGCCAUUCCAGUUAGUAAAAGCACGGGGUUUUCAAAUCCUGCAUCCCAGUCAACUUCACAGCGACCAAAGUUAAAAAGAGUGACGAAAGAAAAGGCCAAACCUCAAGGUGGAGAAGGCAAAGGUGCCCAGUCAACCCCAAUCCAGCACUCCUUCCUCACCGAUGUCUCCGAUGUCCAAGAAAUGGAAAGGGGCCUCCUCAGCCUUUUAAAUGACUUCCACUCUGGAAAACUCCAAGCUUUCGGAAAUGAAUGUUCCAUUGAACAGAUGGAACAUGUUCGGGGAAUGCAGGAGAAAUUAGCUCGCUUGAACUUGGAGCUCUAUGGGGAGUUAGAAGAACUUCCCGAGGAUAAGAGAAAAGCAGCCAGUGACUCUAAUCUGGAGAGGCUUCUGUCUGAUCUAGAAGAAUUGAAUUCUUCCAUACAGAAACUCCAUUUGGCAGAUGCACAAGAUGUUCCAAAUACUUCUACCAGCUAAAAUGAAAUUCAGUUGCUUUCUCGUGGUUUGAAGAAAAGCAGCACUCUUUACUUUUCCAGCUGAAUCCAGUAGCAGAAUCAUCUUUCACAAUAAGGAAUUAAAGUAAUUAAAGUGCAAAUACAGUGAUUGCUUUCACAUGCUGCUUUUAGUAAACUUGACUUGCCAUAAUUCACCUAACUGGAGGUCUAGGUCUUGUUGAAGGCUUAAUCAGGAAAUGUGAUACAGAGCUUUUGCUGCUAUGCUUAAUAUUGUUGCCUUAUGGGUUUAUACUUGAAAUGCACUGUGCUAAAUGUUGUUGAUGGGGCUGAAGGAUUUAUCCUUCCUGAGCUCAUCAAACUUAUUCCACUGUUGAUAAGUUGAUGAUGCACAGGCUUUUUGUGGCAGCCCAGCUUCAGUUUACAUUAGACAAUCGGUACACACACCUGGUGUGUUUUCCAGUGGCCAGUGACAACAAAAUGUUGAACGAAUAUUUGUGAAAUUUGCUAUUUUUAAUAAAGUGAUUGUUUUAAAUUAAAAA